CCUUUGUGCGGGAUCGUUUCACGAUGUUGUACGUGUUACUUUUGGCAUUUUCGGUGGCGGCGAGCGCCCAGACCUCGCCCAACGCGCAGCUCGUCAAGGAACUACUGCAGGCAGACCCGGCAGCGCGCCAUUCCGACAACAUCGUGCAGGAUGCGUUACUCGAUGCGCCAGGUCUUAUCCGCAAGUACGGCUACCCAGUGGAGGUGCACAACAUAGUAACGGCGGACGGGUACGUCCUGCAGACGCACCGCAUCCCGCACGGCCGCGACUCCAACAACCGGCCCGGGCCGCGCCCGGUCGCGCUCAUCAUGCACGGACUCUUAUGCUCCUCGGCCGACUUCCUCGUCCUCGGCCCUGGUAACGCCCUAGCUUACGUGCUCGCGGAGGCUGGUUACGACGUGUGGCUCCCCAACGCGCGUGGUAACUACUACUCCCGUCGACAUGUGUUCCUCGAUCCCGACGACCGCGAGGGGCUCCAGUUCUGGAAAUUCAGCUGGGACGAAAUAGGCAAUCUAGAUCUUCCCGCUAUCGUUAACUUCAUCGUCGUAAACACCGGCCAGCAAAAAAUGCACUACAUCGGUUAUUCUCAGGGAACGACCACAUUCCUCGUUCUGAACUCUUUGAGGCCUGAAUACAACGAUAGAUUUAUAUCUUUCCAAGCUCUUGCGCCGUCUGCGUUUGUCGAGAACAAUCAAAAUAAGUUACGAGAGAUAAUGGCCCAAUUCGAGAAUGUUUUGGAGGUCGUAGCAUUUAACCUGGGCUUCGGAGAACUAAUGGGAGGAGAGGGUUGGCGCCAGAUUUUCACCGCGUUAGGGUUAACGUUCUGCAACGAUCAGUCUUUCCUCCAACCGCUCUGCAUCGCCGCUAUUCUCGGCACUGGAGAAAUCGAGAAUUUCAACAAAACGAUGCUGCCCGUGUUCGUGGGCCACAACCCGGCCGGGGCCGCCCUCCGCCAGAUCGUCCACUACAGUCAAGUGCUGCGCUUCGGUCGCUUCGCUCGCUACAACAAUGCCAACCCCGUCACCAAUCUCGCCCAGUACGGCAGCCUGACACCGCCCGAGUACGACUUGUCCAAAAUAUCGGCACCGGCGUACUUGCAUUUCGGCAAAAACGACGUUCAGAGCGAUUACAGAGACGUACUUCUUCUUGGCGAACGACUCGGCAACACGAUCGGCGUCUAUCCCAUCGAACGAGAAACGUUCAAUCACUUUGACUUUAUAUGGGGAGGGGACGUCAGGACGCAGCUGUACGACAAGUUAGUCGACUUGAUGAGAUCCGCUGAGAGAUCGCUGGAUCGGGAUUCACAAGUGUAAAUAUUUAUCGGUUCCAACAUUAAUGUGCUGGAUCAAAAGUAGAGUAUGUACGUUUGUACAACAAUAAAAUAAGAAUCAAAUUGAAGUGUCAUUCAAAUGCAGUUUUAACAAUAUACUUUGUACAGUCGACCUAAACUAAGAAAGUAAGACCUGUAGUCUAUUCCAAUCGAAAAGGAAUAAAGAUAAACAAGCCUCAGCUUUACGUACAGUGCACUGCUCUUGCUGAAUUUGUUUAUUUGGCUUUGCCGUCUCGUGGUACACUGGAACAACAACGAUUUAAUAUUCUCAUACGGUGUACUACCAAUCGCAGAGGAUUGCUAUGAAAGUAAGGCCCCACAUCCAGUGAGGCGUUAAAUCCAAAGUUGUUUUAGUCGUCUAUGAUAUAACCAAUAACUAUCGACAGGUAUUGUUUUUGAAAUUAACUUCAAAUAUCGAAAUAAUUGGUGUGUAUAACUUAAUAUGCAAUAUCGUCACUAUCAUAAAAAAGUAAAUUGUACAGGAAAACUGUGUGUGAAGAAACCAAUAUUUAAUAUAAAAAAUAAUAUUUACUUUACUCGAACGAAUGUAUUUUUUAUUUAUAACGA
Messenger RNA from Vanessa atalanta (red admiral), 1897 nucleotides. Its product is annotated as lipase 1-like. Gene Ontology annotation, biological process: lipid metabolic process. The record is from RefSeq and is a predicted model, not a curated record. Gene Ontology annotation, molecular function: hydrolase activity, acting on ester bonds. NCBI's taxonomy places the organism in Eukaryota, Metazoa, Arthropoda, Insecta, Lepidoptera, Nymphalidae. Bases 24 to 1313 code for a protein of 429 amino acids. The transcript has 5 exons.